Lineus longissimus is the source of this 3554-nucleotide messenger RNA. Its product is annotated as anoctamin-4-like. Gene Ontology annotation, biological process: chloride transmembrane transport. NCBI's taxonomy places the organism in Eukaryota, Metazoa, Nemertea, Pilidiophora, Heteronemertea, Lineidae. The record is from RefSeq and is a predicted model, not a curated record. Gene Ontology annotation, molecular function: protein dimerization activity; chloride channel activity. The transcript has 22 exons. The coding region runs from base 52 to 2970 and encodes 972 amino acids. Gene Ontology annotation, cellular component: plasma membrane.
UGGGACAUGUCUCAUAUGCUCUAUGGAUUAUAAGGAGGGUGUGUUUUAACCAUGGCAUACCCAGGAAUAGGGUUUGAGCUGAUGCAGCCACGGGAAAUUGAGGGCCACGGAAGACUGCCACCUAUUGGGUUUGAAAAGAUCCCCGUUGGCUCCCAGCCUCCUCAUCCUGACGCGACUGAUGGCUUGGCCCCACCACAGCCUGGAUUCUACCCAGAUCUAAAUGAAGCUACUGGGAAUGGAUCAUCUCCAGAGAAAACUGGAUAUGACAACACUUGUUAUGACCAAAGUGAUGACGAGCCUACUCCUAAGGUUGAUCCAAGCAAUGUCAAGGUGGACAUAUGCGAGGACGCAAGUCAACCCCUUCAGGACGAAACUAACUCCAGGUCAAAGCAGAAUCUAAAGACGACCAUGUUCUUUAACGAUGGUAUCCGCCGAAUCGAUUACAUCCUGGCGUACACCGAGGGUGACGUCGGUAUCAACGUCGACGAGAAACGACUGAAUAAGUUGAGUAAGAAGGAUGAAAGUAAGAGAGAGUGUCGGAAGACCUAUCUCAACAACCUUAUAGAAGAUGGUAUGGAGCUGGAAGUAGAGGACAAAAAGGAAUCACAAGAUGGGAAGACAUUCUUCGUCAAAGUUCACGCUCCGUGGGAGAUCUUGACACGCUUUGCCGAGCUCAUGAACAUGAAGAUGCCCAUGAAGAUUGAUGGAGAAGCUGUUGAGAAUGAUAUCGAUAUCAAAGCCAACGCCUGCUGUGAUAAGAUGCCUCACUGCUUUCAAGUCGAUACUGACCUGGUCCCGCCCGAGAAAGAGUAUUUCACCACUCCCUUCAAGCGAAACAGGGUGGAAUUGUUCAUCAUUGAAGACAAGGAUACGUUCUUCUCGAACGCGGAGCGGAGUCGACUUGUACAUGAGGUGUUGAAUCGAACCCGAUUUGGAGAAAGCAGAAUUGAUAUAGGCUUGAGGAAGUUGAUCAAUCACGGAGUGUUCACAGCUGUCUUCCCGCUUCAUGAGGGCAGCUACCGGAGUGAGCAUUCCAUCAAGACACAUGGGGCUGAUAACGAUCGACAUUUGCUCUAUGAAACCUGGGCCAGGCCGGCGUGCUGGUACAAAUUUCAACCACUUGAUCUCAUCAGGAGAUAUUUUGGUGAGAAGAUUGGCAUCUACUUCACAUGGCUUGGAUUCUACACAACCAUGUUGAUUCCCGCGUCGCUGGUCGGAUUCAUUGUCUUCAUCUAUGGCUGUGCAACCGUCCUGUCAAACACCCCAACCAAUGAGAUCUGUUAUGACGAGGCCGUCAGCAAUAUCACCAUGUGUCCCAUCUGUGACUUGAGAUGCUCCUACUGGAGGCUGAAGGAGAGUUGUUUAUACUCACAGUUAACGUAUCUCUUUGAUAACGGUGCCACUGUCUUCUUCGCUAUCUUCAUGUCUCUCUGGGCCACUCUCUUUCUGGAGUUCUGGAAAAGAACUGAGAAGGAAAUCCAGUAUGAAUGGGAUGUGGCCAACUUUGAGGAUGUGGAGGAAAACCUGCGGCCAGAGUACGAGGUCAGAGUGACACACAAGAAGGUGAACCCAGCGACACAGCAGUUGGAACCACAUCUUCCACUUUACAACAGUGGAUCGCGCAUCUGUGCAUCGUUUGCUGUCAUUCUCUUCAUGAUCUGUUUGGUCCUAGCUGCCGUGUUUGCUGUCAUAGUCUACCGUGUUUUCAUUGUGGCGCUGCUGUACUUGGGAAGUGAGACGCUGCGGCCGUACGCCAGGAUCACUACCACGGUGACUGGGGCUUGUCUCUCGCUCAUUGUCAUCACGGCGUUUAACAAGUUGUAUACAGUCAUCGCAAUAGCACUUACCCACUUUGAGUGUCCAAGGACCGAGACCGAGUUUGAAGAUCACUUGACCUUCAAGAUGUUCCUGUUCCAGUUCGUCAACUACUACUCGACCAUCUUCUAUAUUGCGUUCUUCAAGGGCAGAUUCACUGGCACUCCUGGCAAAUAUGAUUACAGUGUGACAGGGUAUCGCGGCGAGGAGUGUGACCCCGCCGGCUGCAUGAUCGGACUCUGUAUCCAGCUUCUCAUUGUCAUGGUUGGGAAGCAAGCACUCAACAAUGCCAAGGAACUCAUCCUUCCGAUUGUCUUCAACAAGAUCCGUGCAAAGAAGUCAAAGAAGGUGGAGUUACAAGAUGACAAUGUCUACACGAGAUGGGAGAGAGACUUUGACUUGGCAUCCAUGCCUGACCUCGGCCUGUUCGAGGAAUAUCUCGAAAUGGUUGUUCAGUUUGGGUUCAUCACAAUCUUUGUGGCUGCCUUCCCUCUCGCGCCAUUGUUUGCCCUCAUCAAUAACAUCAUAGAGAUCCGUCUAGAUGCCUACAAGUUUGUGACCCAGUGGAGGAGGCCGUUAGCUGCCCGCGGCCAGGAUAUUGGAGUUUGGGCUGAUAUCAUGACAUCAAUAUCGUACCUGGCUGUUCUCUCAAAUGCUUUCAUCAUUGCAUAUACAUCUGACUUUGUUCCUCGGACCAUCUACCGAUUCACAGGCGGUCAGAACUUUACAUUGCAUGGCUACGUCGAGUAUUCACUGUCAUUGUUUGAUGUGCGAGACUUCCAGUCGGAGAGUCGCCUCAAUCAGUCAGUUCAUGACGUCGGCUUUGGAAAUGUAACUUAUUGCAGAUACCGUGGCUAUCUGGCGCCGCCUGACGACAACAAGCCAUACUCCUUUACCAUGACCUACUGGCACAUUUUCGCUGCUAGACUAGCAUUUGUCAUUGUUUUUGAGCAUUUUGUGUUUGCUCUGAAAGCGUUCAUCGACUGGAUGGUCCCGGAUACGUCAUACAUGGUCAAGCAGCAGAUCUUACGUGAGCAGUAUCUAACGCGGCAAGCACUCACCACCACGGAAGCGAUGAGGGCAAAGCAAGCACGGCAGAGGAAAGAUGCCGCGAGUUCGGCAGCGACCAGUGUUGAAUCGAUUACAGCCCUGUGAUCUUUGAUCAUACAAAUACAAUUGGUUAGGCUUCUUUCCCUUAUAAAGGGGUGUAGCAGAGAAAUCCUGGCGGAAUUGUUAUGGACCAUAUUAUAACCCUCCACUCAAUGAAUUCCUGUAAGCUAAAGAAUUUAUUUGAAGAUUCUUUUUGUGUUAAAGGUUACUUUUAGUGAAGUUGAUUGAAAUUAAAGGCGUGGUGUCACAGAAAGUUUUGGAUUCAUUGAAGAAUUGAAAUGUGCUGAGGUUAUAGCCUCUUUUAAAGCCCUACUGCACAUGCAUGAAAUUUGAUAGAAUUUGUCGGCAUAUGCACAAAUAUAGUAGCAGUUUCACCCAAAGAUUUGUGGAGUUUUUCUUGCCUGAAAAUACUCCUGUCAUUGUCUCCUUCCUCAGCACACCACCCAAACUUUUAGAAGAAGAAGAAGAAGAGAGUAUUUGUUGACCCUUAACACCACCAAAUUGAGUAGUAAGUGGCUUGGAUCACUGUCGAAAUUAGGCUACUUUUAUCUCACUCGUUUUGUCCAAAAUGUUCAUGAGCAUGUAAGUUAAAAAGUCUAUAAUACUAAUGAAAACGCAGUUCCCCAUCA